This is a messenger RNA of Eriocheir sinensis (Chinese mitten crab), 1813 nucleotides long. Its product is annotated as dnaJ homolog subfamily C member 8-like. The transcript is spliced from 6 exons. The record is from RefSeq and is a predicted model, not a curated record. Lineage: Eukaryota; Metazoa; Arthropoda; Malacostraca; Decapoda; Varunidae. Gene Ontology annotation, cellular component: nucleus. The coding region runs from base 94 to 855 and encodes 253 amino acids.
GAAAUAUGACCUCGUUUACUACACAUAUAUGACCCCUCCUCUCCCCGGCCCGGCUUACACGCGCGCUCCCUGCCCCAGUGUAAACAAGCCGCGAUGGCGUCCCCGAAGCCUGGGCCCGGCGGCUCCAAUCCAGGCGGCGCGUCGGGGGAGGGCGACCAGAAGUUCGACGUGUUCUACAAAGACCUCAAAGAAACUGAGAAGAGGGACUCCGUGCUCACCCCCAAACAACAGAUUGACCGCCUGUUGCGGCCGGGGGCCUCCUAUGCCAACCUCAACCCCUUCGAGGUGCUGCAGGUGGACCCGCAGACACCCAUUGAAGAUAUCAAAAAAAAAUUCAGGAGGAUGUCCAUCCUUGUUCAUCCCGACAAGAAUCCGGAUGACUGUGAAAGAGCCCAGAAAGCCUUUGACGAGGUAACCAAAGCCUGGAGGUGUUUAGAAAAUGAGAGUACUCGCCAGAAGUGUUUGGACAUCGUCGAGGAGGCAGAGGCAGUGGUGGCAAAGCGGACUGAGGAGCGUAAAAAGCAAUUAAAGAAGGAAGGCAAGGAUCCACGUGUUGACGAGGACGACCCCGAGAAGCUGAAGCGAGCUGUGUACGUCCAGACCAUGAAGCUGUUUGCCGACAUGGAACGGAAGCGGCGGCAGCAAGAAGUGCGAGACCAAGAGGAGAGAAAAAGAAAGAGAGAUCAAGAAAUUGCAGAAGAAGAACAGAAGAAAGCAGAAAAAGAAUGGCAGAAGAAUUUUGAGGAUUCAAGAGUAGAUCGUGUCAACAGCUGGAAAGACUUCCAGAAAGGGAAAUCUGCUAAAAAGUUCAAAGGAUUCAAGCCUCCCAAGCACAAAGCCGAGGCCCGGGACUAGCUGGCAGGUGGGUGAUGUUGACAGUGCUGCGGACCCACCUGAGGACCCCCUGUUUUGAGGGGACACUCCUCCGUUUGUCGUGCUGGAGCUGCGCAGUUGACACCUCAAUCAUGUUGCCCUUCACCUUCUCUCCCUUUUCUUUCCUGUUAAUAACUUAAGAGUGCUGAGCUCUAUAAAAUUUUAUCUUUUUCUAUCAUUUAGUUUUUAUAUCGACAUACUAACUAUAAUGAGGAUAAAUAUAGUUGUAGGUAAAUAUAAGUGUGAAGUUUUGUAAAAUUUAAAAUGCAAUUUACUUGCAGUACCUUUCUUGUGGAAUCCUUUUGUGUAUUUGUUUACUGAAGUCGUAGUUAAUAUUUGACGGCAAAAGUAUUUUAUGACUUCAUUUGAGGCAUUAAAGUUACAGAAAUGUAAUAUUUUGUGUGAAACAUUACCUCAUUACUGGUAGUUUAUAAUAAAGAUUAAUUUAUACUGGAUUCAAAUUUGCCCUCCAUUUUCUAAGUUUAAAUAAAAUUAAUAAUUAGUUGAAGAGACUGUAGGAUGUAUCAGUGGCAUGAGAUGUGUAGCAAGGCAGCAGACAGCAUUGUGGCAGUGCAUGUUGCAGGGGUGAGACGGCACCAGAAGGAACAGGAAGAUUAGCAGAUAGUGAUGUGUAAUAUUGAAAGUGGUGAGUGAUGGUUGGCGAAGCCGGGUGCUGUGAAUGGCCAGUAAGUGUUAGUGUCUUGUGAAUAGUGAAACAUAGCAAGCUAUAGUCAGCAACACUGUUAUGUACUAUGAACACAAGUUAAAGCUUAGGAUAUUUGAUCAUUGUGAGUUAGUUCUCUACCUCUGGCAGUGUAUCUCUUUACCUUUGUACCACAACUAUCUGAGGUUUUUACUGUUCAGCAGUAGAAACAGGAAUAAGGUAAACUACUUUAUUCUCAUGGAACUUUUCUGAUAUAAACUUUCCUACACAAACAAU